Molecule: messenger RNA, 1968 nt
Organism: Pleurotus ostreatus (oyster mushroom)
Lineage: Eukaryota; Fungi; Basidiomycota; Agaricomycetes; Agaricales; Pleurotaceae
Gene: NOG2
Product: GTPase required for pre-60S ribosomal subunit nuclear export and maturation
Exons: 7
Coding region: 1-1968 (655 amino acids)
Cellular component (GO): nucleolus
Molecular function (GO): GTP binding
Source: RefSeq, a predicted model, not a curated record
AUGGCGCCUCUCAAAAAAGGCACUACAGCCUCGAAAACGAAGUCGUCGACGUCCUCCUCAUCGUCGGUGUCACUGAAGAGAGUCAAGGGAGAAAACUUCUAUCGAAAUGCGAAACAAGUAGCCAGGCUGAAGAUGCUGAACGGGGGAAAGCCAGUUCGAGAUAAAGACGGGAAGAUAAUCCAGGCUGCUGCCUUUCAGAAGGGAGAGGAUGAGACAAAGCCCGGCCGUGUCCAGCCAGAUCGUCGCUGGUUCGGAAAUACUCGAGUGAUCUCCCAGACGGCGCUGGACCACUUCCGCACAAGUCUAGCAUCCAAGAAGGAUGAUCCCUACUCGGUCUUGCUGCGCCGUAAUAAACUACCGAUGUCCCUCCUCGACGAUGCUGCGAAUCCCAACAACCGUAAACGGACGCAUAUCGUGGAAACGGAGCCGUUCGCCGAGACAUUUGGUCCCAAGGCUCAACGCAAACGUCCCCGAGUUGACGCAGGCACCUUUGAAGAACUCAGUAAAAUAGGUGCGGCGGCGGCGGAGCAGGCUGAGGAGGAGGCAACGACCUCGGGGACUCGUAUAAUCGAGCCCCUCGCAUCUACGGUAAUAGAACCCCAGACCCAUGCCGACUACUUCGAACCUAUAUACGCCAAAGGGACAUCGAGGCGGAUAUACGGAGAACUGUACAAGGUCAUCGACUCGUCAGACGUUGUCCUGCACGUUUUGGACGCCAGAGAUCCCAUGGGCACCAUGUGCGAGUCCGUUCUGGAAUACCUGAAAAAGGAGAAAGCGCACAAGCAAGUCGUGCUUGUAAUCAAUAAAUGUGAUCUAGUCCCCAGCUGGGUGACUGCUCGAUACAUCCAACAUUUGACCCCUCGAUACCCUACCAUCGCGUUCCAUGCCUCCCCCAACCACUCCUUUGGGAAGGGAUCCUUAAUCCAGUUGCUUCGACAGUUUGCUCAGCUCCACUCGGAUAAAAAACAGAUUUCGGUCGGUCUGGUCGGAUAUCCGAAUGUUGGUAAAAGUAGUGUAAUCAAUACCAUAAAAAGCAGCAAAGUGUGUCGUGUUGCUCCGAUCCCAGGAGAAACGAAGGUAGUCUGGCAAUACAUCACUCUCACCCGUCGAAUAUAUUUGAUCGAUUGUCCUGGGAUUGUCCCCACCUCUGCGCAAGAUGACCAAACCUCCACGGUCCUAAAAGGCGUCGUCCGUGUCGAAGCCCUCCCUACGCCAUCUGAACACAUCCCCGCCCUUCUCCAACGCGUCAAACCCAUUUAUCUCUCUCGCACAUACGGCCUCCCGCUUCCCAAUCCCUCCGACGCAUCCGAAUGCUGGGAACCAGAGGUCUUCCUGGACCGCCUAGCCAGGAUGAAAGGACGGUUGCUGAAACACGGGGAGCCAGAUAUGGAUUCCGUAGCAAAGAUUGUGCUAAGCGACUGGGUGCGCGGGCGUAUACCUUUCUUCGUGAAUCCACCUGACCGCACGGAGGAGCUUAACGUCGCUGAGGCUCGAGAGGCGAAGAUAAAGUCGAAAACUGAUGUUAAGGGCAAAAGCAAGGCUCGAGAGGAGCGGGUGCCGAGUGUGAAGCAGAAUCUGGGUUCGAUCAUGCAAAAGAAUACGUUCGUUCCGGAGGACGUGAAGCCGUUGGAAGAUGAAUUUACUGGUGAGGCAAGCGACAAUGCAGACGAAGGCGAAGAAGGCGAAGGGGAUGACGCUCCGUCGGGCGGAGAGGAAGAAGCGGAGGAGUUGUCAUGGAAUGAUGUCUUCACUGGUGUCUCAUCGAAAGAGGAAGCUUCGCCAAGCAAAGCGCCCUCUGACGGAGAAGCUGACAAGACCGAAGCGAAGAAAGAGGCGAGAAUGAAGACAAAUAAAAAAAAGGCACAGAACUUCUACAGUUCAGCCAAUGUGAAGAAUAAGAAUAGGGCAAAAGCAGCUACGCUUAGAUCUCUCCCUGUUGGAAAACGUACAGACCGAAAAAGAGGAUAA